This is a messenger RNA of Gadus macrocephalus (Pacific cod), 1687 nucleotides long. RefSeq names its product nuclear factor of activated T cells 2 interacting protein (gene nfatc2ip). Lineage: Eukaryota; Metazoa; Chordata; Actinopteri; Gadiformes; Gadidae. Bases 389 to 1447 code for a protein of 352 amino acids. Gene Ontology annotation, biological process: positive regulation of transcription by RNA polymerase II; cytokine production. The transcript has 9 exons. The record is from RefSeq and is a predicted model, not a curated record.
UAACCAAUCAGGACCAAGGUUAUAUAGCAGAGCGGAAAAACAAAACGAUGAAAGAUGUUGCCGAUGAAUUCUUAGUUUAUUUUGUUUGUUGAAUUUAUUUAUGUUCGUUUGGUCCAGAGAUAUUUAAAUUUAGACUAUUAAUAAGGGUCCUGAAAUUAUUAUUAUUAUUACCAUCCCUGAGUUAAAGGAGCGAAUAUUCAGAUAUUAUUUGAGAUAUCGGUUGAUGUGUUGAUGAUGUAGUAGAGUACCCCAUGCAUCUGAUUUCAACACAGUAAGUUCAACUAGUUAAUUUGAAUUGCAUAACAAUAUCAUGGAUUAACAACCGUUUAUGAAACGAGGGAAAGUGAUAAAGUCUGUUUUGAGGUAAGAACACGAUGCAAUACAACUGAUGUCGGACAGUGACAGUGACCGGGUCACUCCCGUGAAACCCCGACCCAAACGCCGCCGAAUCAUCUUCGACCCCUCCACCAUCAACGCGGUUCCCAUCUACACCAACAAAGUGAAUAAAUGUCUACAGCUGAAGCCGACCUCUGCGGUGCUAACGCACAGCAGCUCAUGCGACCCAGCAGAGGCUACACCGUACAGCAACUCGGCACCCGAAUGUCACAACUUCUGCCUCACCGAUUCUGAGGAAGAGGAGGAGCGCAAACUCCCCAACCACACUAAGAUCAGCGAGAGUGUGGCCCUCCUCUCCCCCUCCCCUCCCCGGACCCCGAAUGUUCCCCGGGUCCAGGUGUCUACCUCGGUCUGGAGGGCCAUGGAUGAGGUGAACAGCAGGCUGGGCUCUGUCUCCUCCCUGCUUACUCUCUCUCCAGAGGGGAAGGGGGGGAUGAGAACCAGAGGACAAGCCCUCCAACGUGCCGCCCCCGGCCCCUCGCUGACUGACGCCCAACACUACGAUGAUGACAUCAUCGAGACCUCUGUGCUCCUGAGCCCGUCCCUGGAGCCCGAAGACCCUCUAGUGGGCCGCGAGAUCCAGCUCAAGUUCCGCUGUCGGACAGAGAUCCAUCGGAUCCCUGUGGUGUCGUCCAGACCACUGGGGGAGGCGGUGGAGGUGCUGGCAGUCAAGCUCAAGGUCCCGCCCUCCCGCAUCCUCCUGCUCAGGAAGGAGACGGAGCUGCCUAUUCACUCCUCAGCCAAUCAGCUCGGCCUGAGCAUCGCUGACAUCAUCGAUUGUGUUGUCAUGGCAGAAGAUACUAAGCAGGAGACGCAGAGCAAUGACAUCAUCACCGUGCGCAUACAAGGAAUAGACAGAGGCUCAACUCGGGAGUAUUCCCUACACAAAGAGGCGUCCCUGGGCUCCAUCCUCUCUCAGUACACAGCCAGCCGGUCAUCCGGCGGUCAGGCUAAAAUGAACUUCCAGUUCGAUGGCUCAAAGAUCACAGCAAGUCAGACGCCCACCCAGCUGGACAUGGAAGACGGCGAUGUCAUCGAGGUGUGGAGCUGAGUCACGUGACCUCGGACCUGUCAACUUUGGCACCUGCAUUUGUUUACACAACCUGUGGGUGUGUGUGUGUGUGUGUGUGUGCGCGCGUUACAUACACUCUCUUUUUUGCGUGUCAAUAUUGUAUUAUCAUUGCCAUGCUGCGUUGUGAUCGGUUAUUCUAGGCACUUGUUACUCAGGUGUAUGUAAAUUCCCAGAUCAUCCUCAUGCAGAGGUACACCCGAUUAAAUGGUUGGAUACAAA